This is a messenger RNA of Odontomachus brunneus, 1768 nucleotides long. RefSeq lists its product as uncharacterized. The transcript has 2 exons. Bases 165 to 926 code for a protein of 253 amino acids. The record is from RefSeq and is a predicted model, not a curated record. Lineage: Eukaryota; Metazoa; Arthropoda; Insecta; Hymenoptera; Formicidae.
GAACUAGUGUUGCACCGAACGAUAUGAGUGCAACACUAGGUCUGGUGAGAAUUAACAUUUCUCGGCGCAACACCAAAUGCAUGUAACACUUCGAUCCUCCAACAUUUCACUCGUGACAAGCGAACUGAGACGGUGCGGUGUUAUAAGUAAUAUAAUCAUACAAUAUGAGUGUAACAUUCAAAAGAUUUAUAUUAAACGAAAAUAAUGAAGUUAUACAGGACAUGAAUAAUAUUUUAUAUGAAGUUGAAAAUGAAGCAGGUUUGAACAUAAUUAUGAUGGACAAGAAACAAUUGCUUGAAGCAGGCUAUGAAAUUCCUGACAACUUUAAUUUGUACGAGAAGAGAACAGAAGAAUCUCCAAAUAUAAAUGACAAGUUGGAUGCACAUACUGUACAAAAUGUUGACGAGUGGACAGAGGAAAGCACCAGAUUCAUAUUAAAUAAAUAUUCUGAGUAUUUACAAUCAGUUGGCCCGAUGAAAAAAUUUAAAAAUAAGAAAAUAAUGUGGAUAGAGAUCUCAAAAAAUGUAGAAACAGUUUUAGGCAUAUACAAAACAUAUAUACAAUGCGAAAAUCGUUACAAAACAAUUAUGAGAAGAAAACGUCUUUGUGAUAAAAAUAAUAGUACUUCCGGAUCAAAAAGAGUGAAAGUAAGUUUUGAAAAUGAACUUAAACAAAUUGCUGCCAAAGAUGACAGUAUAGAACCAGAGAUAUUACAAAGUGCAAGUAAUGUUGUAUUUAAUGUUAAAAAUACUAAUUUGUCAGAAGCAUCCAAAACAGUAAAAAAGAAGAAAAGUAAAAGUAGCUUACUUGAAACUCUAAUUGAGAUGCAUAAAGAAAAAGAAUCUAAAAGACAGGAACGACACGAGGAGAAAAUGAGUUUGUUAAAAAGUUUUCUCGAAAAAGAAAAUGUUCAUAAGGAUUCUUGAAAGACACAUUUCAUAUAUUACAAAGGAUAUUUAUAUCAGUAUUUUUAUAGUAGAUAUUAGGAGUUUUCUUUAUGUUUUUUUCAUAACGCGUAUAAAAAUACGAUAUAAUAUAAUGUAAAGACAAAGAUUUAUGUUUAUAAAAUAGGAAAAACAUGUAAUAAGAUCGUAUCUAUUUAUCUUUUUAAUUUGAUAUUAAAUAAAUGUAUUAUAAUUUUCUUAAUGUUUAAUAUAAAGAUUUGUUUAUAUGCUGCAUUGUGUGAUAACGCAACUUUCUUAUUUUGUUAUUAUUUAUGUUUUAAGAACACACUGUGCAAUAUAGAUAUGUAAUUUACAUGUUCAAUAUUGUGUUACUAUAUUUGUAUUUUGAUUAUAUCUUAAUGUCUCUAUAUGUAUAUUAUUAUUAAGAGUGUAAUAAUGCUGUAUCAAUAACAUAUUUUUUUAUUACCAUGUAUUUAGUUUUACAAAUGUGCAACUAAAUAAUACAAUGUUAAAUAGAUGGUUGAUUAAAUACUAUGGUUUAAAUAAAAAGUUAUAAGCUAUAUUAUUGUUCAUAGUAUGCUCAUAUAUUAAAAAAAAAACUAUAUAUCUAUAAACUUAAGAACUACAUUUACAUACUAUAUUAUUUACGUUAGUAUUACAUUAAUUUAAUAUGUGGCACAAAAAAUUUCGUUUUUCCUCACCGGCAGCUCUAUCUUCGUUUCUGUAAUCUUCUUCGAAAUAAUUGUCAUUGUUCUGAAAGUGUUCAUCAACUUCCUCAAAAAAAUCGUCUACAUUAUCGUCAUAAGAAAUACACAAAUUAUGUAAUGUACAACAAGCUAUAAUAAAUUUACAGCUACGUUGAA